AUGAUUAUGUCACGAGUAGCCGGCCUGCUGGGUCUGCUCUCAGGAGCUUUCGCAUACAAGGCACUCUCGGACGACGGCCUCCGCAACAUCGCCGACCCGGGCGACGACUUUGACAUCAAGUCGGGUGCAUUACUGGCUCCCAUUCUGCAGCCGCGCGUGCCCGGCACUCCUGGUUCCACUGCUGUGCUGAACCACUUCGUCGACUUCUUCCAGAAAGAGCUUCCCGACUGGGAGCUGACUUUCCAGAACUCUUCGUCAAGAACACCCAUCUCCGGUAAUGACGAAACUCCCUUUGUCAACCUCAUUGCGACCAGGGACCCUCCGUGGGCAGGCCAGGGCCACGUCGGCAGACUGGCUUUGGUCGCGCAUUAUGACAGCAAAAUCGACCCACCGGGUUUCAUUGGCGCCAUCGACAGCGCCGCCCCAUGCGCUAUGCUGAUGUACGCUGCCAGGAGUCUCGACGCCGCCUUGACCAGAAAGUGGUCUGCUAUGGAAGCCGAGGGAGUUAGCGAACUGGAAGAAGCCAGCGGUAUACAAAUCAUCCUGCUGGAUGGAGAGGAGGCCUUCAAGGUCUGGACCCACGACGACUCGAUCUAUGGCGCAAGAUCUCUGGCAGAAGAAUGGGAUCAGACGAUGCAUCCUGCCGCCUCGACUUACCGCACUCCCCUAGACGCCAUUGACCUCUUCGUCCUCCUUGAUCUAUUGGGUUCUGCAAACCCUACCGUUCCCUCCUUCUUCCGAACCACACAUUGGGCCUACCUGAACAUGGCAAACACCGAAGCAAGACUGCGCUCGCUAAAACAGCUACACACAUCACCCGCCCAUCCCUUCCUACGAGAAACAAAUAAGAAAGAGUCCGACAGGUGGCUUGGCGGUGCUAUUGAAGAUGAUCAUCUACCCUUCCAAGCCAGAGGCGUUGAUAUCCUGCAUAUGAUUCCUGCGCCCUUCCCCACAGUCUGGCACACCAUGGCUGACGAUGGAGAACAUCUCGACAUACCCACCGUUAAAGACUGGGCCAAAAUCGUUACAGCCUUCUCUGCCGAGUGGAUGGAAUUGGAUGAAUACCUGCUUCCUCCCAAAAAGAGAAGCCUCCUUCCGGAACCGGACAGGACUGAGUUGUGA
Molecule: messenger RNA, 1122 nt
Organism: Aureobasidium namibiae CBS 147.97
Lineage: Eukaryota; Fungi; Ascomycota; Dothideomycetes; Dothideales; Saccotheciaceae
Product: glutaminyl-peptide cyclotransferase
Exons: 2
Coding region: 1-1122 (373 amino acids)
Molecular function (GO): zinc ion binding; glutaminyl-peptide cyclotransferase activity
Source: RefSeq, a predicted model, not a curated record